Messenger RNA from Alosa sapidissima (American shad), 2203 nucleotides. RefSeq names its product transcription elongation factor A (SII), 2 (gene tcea2). NCBI's taxonomy places the organism in Eukaryota, Metazoa, Chordata, Actinopteri, Clupeiformes, Clupeidae. The record is from RefSeq and is a predicted model, not a curated record. Bases 544 to 1491 code for a protein of 315 amino acids. The transcript has 10 exons. Gene Ontology annotation, cellular component: nucleus. Gene Ontology annotation, molecular function: nucleic acid binding; zinc ion binding. Gene Ontology annotation, biological process: transcription elongation by RNA polymerase II; DNA-templated transcription.
AGCAACCUGCUUGUUUUAAGCUUCAUUUGGAUUUGUGCGUUUUCUUUUCUUUUUUGUGAGAAGGAAAGAGAGAGAGGGCUGAAGCGGAGUAGCCUAGGCCUAUUCCAAAAUAUUGAAGUAUGAAGUAGGUUACAGCGCAGUGCUAUGACAGGCCUAUUACUUUAAACUGCGUUUUUUUGUCUGGCAAUCACCGACUAGGCCUACUACAGUUCCGGGUUGAUAUACAGUCCGAAAGCAACUGUACAGAGUGACGGGUAGCCUAUAUUCUGGAAUUUUCUAACUUAUGUAUUACCUCUGAAAUGAUUGCCGCUUCCGUCUCUGUAGUUCCGCCUAGAAUUCUUUGCGGUUAGGUGGUUGUAGGCUAGUCUGUGGACUACAAGUCCCAUGCUCUUCCAGCCUUGACAGAUAAACGGAGCAAAAAUUCCACGCGAUUAGGAUACUAGAGUACUAGAGCAAGCAAGGGAGGGAGGAAGAAGUCGUGUUUUCUGUCAGUGGUAAAGGUAUGACCGACACGCUCGGCAUAAUCAACCAAAUCUGUGCAAAAUGGUGAAGGAUCAAGAGGUCGAACGCAUUGCGAAGAAACUGGACAAAAUGGUGCAGAAGAAAAACACGGAUGGCGCUAUAGAUUUGCUUAGAGAGCUGAAGAAUAUAAAGAUGUCGCUGGAGACGCUACAGUCCACAAGGAUCGGCAUGUCUGUGAAUGCUGUGAGGAAGCAGAGUUCUGAUGAGGAGGUGCAGACUUUGGCCAAGUCUCUCAUCAAAGCUUGGAAGAAACUUCUGGAUGGUGCUGAGGGAAAGGUGGCAGCAGUGGAGGAGAAGAAGAAAAGUGCCUCGCCUCUUCAGUGUUCAUCUAAGGACAGCCCCAGCUCCAGUGACAGCAAGAAGUCUGAACCGCCCAAGACCCCCACCAGCCCGUCUACCCCAACCACUCCAACCACCCCGACCACCCCCAUCACCCCAAAGUUCACGUCUUUCCCCCCAGCCCCCGUCACCACUGACAGCGUACGCACCAAAUCCAGGGAACUCUUGGUGGCAGCGCUGCAAAUUGGCGAUGACCAUAAAACGAUUGGAGCUGAUUGCGAUCAUCUGGCGGCCCAGAUUGAGGACUCUAUCUACCAGGAGUUUAAGGCCACGGACAUGAAGUACAAGACCAGGCUUAGGAGCCGCAUCUCUAACCUCCGGGACCAGAAAAACCCUGAUCUGCGACGCAACGUUCUGUGUGGGAACAUCGCACCCGAGCGUAUUGCCACCAUGACCGCAGAGGAGAUGGCCAGUGCAGAGCUGAAGGAGAUCAGGAAGGCCAUGACCAAGGAGUCCAUCAGGGAGCACCAGCUCUCCAAAGUGGGUGGCACUGAGACUGACAUGUUCAUCUGCGGCAAGUGCAGGGGCAAGAACUGCACCUACACCCAGGUGCAGACACGCAGCGCAGAUGAACCUAUGACCACGUUCGUGCUGUGCAACGAGUGUGGGAACAGGUGGAAGUUCUGUUGAGUGGAUGGACAAUAUGGAUUCUUCUGCGAGGAAAAAAUGGAGAACCACAUUUGAAGAAAUCAUUUUGUUACAAUCCUUUUUUAAAAGAAAACAUACAUGCUUUUUUUGUCAUAACGCUGUAAUAUAUUUCACAUGGAUGCUGUUCCCUAAAAGACAAUAGAUGUACAUUAUUUUGUGUAUUUCUUUUCUAUUUCUACCGUAACAAUUAAUUACUUUUGUUAUUUUUUGUAUUAACCAGUGGACAGGUUUUGCCAACCUUAGGUGUUUUGUUUGCUCUUGCCCAUAAUGAUGGCUUGUGCCUUUCUUUUGCCUCUUAUCUCCCUUCCCUCAUUCAUGGUGCUCCUAGUUUUACACAACUUUCUGCUGGUUCUAGAGGUGUUGUGUGAAAGUGUUCUUAGAGCUUGCAUACGUAGAUUAUGCAUACUCCAUACUUUUUUUUUUUUUUUUUUUUUGAUUGCCUGCUCCUAGUAUGGAUGAGGUGUUUUUUUUGACAAUGAAGUGUAAAAAAUGAAAAAUAUCAAGAGAGAAUGUGUGUUAUUUUCAGUGUGUGUGUCAGGAAGAGUGAGAAUUCCUCCAUUUAUACUUUGAGAGAAGGUAAUGGCAACAAUAUCCUAGUGAACCUUGUGGAGUAGGUUGGUGGAGUUCGAUAGAUUUCACUUGGGCGCCUGUAUUGCUUGCAUUAAAUGGAGUCUAACUUCGGCUUCCUCAUAUG